CGUUGCUAUGAGAAGUUUGUAACAGUAUCAACACUGUUAACAUUUAAAGGUUACGAUUAAAUACAUUUACAUUGCGUGUAUAAAAAAAUAUAUAAGUGUUUUAUUUGUUAACAAUAUAUAAACUAUGGCUGACGAAAUAAUUGCGGAUAAUUGUUUAGAAAUAAAUACAGGAAAGAGUCCUACCCAAAUUCCAAAAGAUGCAAAGGAUAGAUUGUUUGAUGAAAUUAUUGGCCACAUUGAAGAUCUUUUACUAGAAGAUGGUUUUCAUACUAUUCAGAAAGAAUUCUUAGAAAAAUAUUGGACUAUUUUUGAACCAACCGAAGAGAAUAAAUUAGUUUAUACAGAUAUAUUUAAUGAAUAUAAUAAAACCGUGGAAACUUAUAUUGUUAAUUAUCUGCAAAAAAUUAUUCCACAUUUUAAUAUAAAUGUUUUUCUUGAUUACUUGAGUGAAAAACAAGCUGAAUUAGAUGGCGAAGUUUUUGAAGUAUUAUCUGCAGUUACAGACUUUUUGGCAUUUAAAGAAAUGCUUCUGGACUAUCGAGCUAUGAAAGAAGGAAAAGUCCAAGAUCUUAGUUCAGGAAUAUCUGUAACGUCUAUAAAAAAUCCUAUCACUGAUUUUGAUUUAAGAUAAGAAUAACUUUUUAUAACUAAAACUAUAAAUAUUUACUUUUGUAAACAAUUAAUCAGCAUUUAUCAAAUAAAAGUAUUUAUCAAAAA
Vespula pensylvanica (western yellowjacket) is the source of this 717-nucleotide messenger RNA. Its product is annotated as ADP-ribosylation factor-like protein 2-binding protein. NCBI's taxonomy places the organism in Eukaryota, Metazoa, Arthropoda, Insecta, Hymenoptera, Vespidae. Gene Ontology annotation, biological process: positive regulation of tyrosine phosphorylation of STAT protein; maintenance of protein location in nucleus. Bases 125 to 631 code for a protein of 168 amino acids. Gene Ontology annotation, cellular component: mitochondrial intermembrane space. The transcript is spliced from 6 exons. The record is from RefSeq and is a predicted model, not a curated record.